Molecule: messenger RNA, 843 nt
Organism: Bipolaris sorokiniana ND90Pr
Lineage: Eukaryota; Fungi; Ascomycota; Dothideomycetes; Pleosporales; Pleosporaceae
Exons: 2
Coding region: 120-701 (193 amino acids)
Source: RefSeq, a predicted model, not a curated record
GAGGAAUAUUCCUUGGCUAUCACAUCUAACCCCCUGGAUUCCCAUCACUGGUUGGAAACACAACUGUUACUAGUUGUCCUUGAAGAACCUGUUUCAACUCUCCCUCUCCGAAAAAGACAAUGGUUAGGGUUAUUCUUGCAGUAGCGGGCUUCGUUGCCGUCGCGCUUGCCCAGCAGUCAACUUAUACGGGCCCAAUUUUCGACGAAGAUACCGCGCCCUACUUCGGUAGCUCUGGACUUGUGUUCCCUACAAGUGCUGAUGGUACACCUGCGUUUCCGAGCGCUCCAACUAUCACUCCCUCAGCCAGCUCUUCGACAAUCCCUACUCCCAUUUCCAGCUCCGUUUCCGGCUCCGUUUCCAGCUCCAUGCUCAGCUCCAUGCUCAGCUCUGUGCUCAGCUCCAUUCCCAGUUCCAUUCCUAGCUCUACGCUUUCGACAGCCGUCUCGCAGAAUUCCACUAUUUCGUCCUCCUCAACCACUUCGAGCGCCUCAACCAUUUCGAGCCCAGCAACCACUCUGAGCUCUUCGUCUCGUUCAUCUACAUCUGUCAGCGUGUCGCGUACUUCGAGUUCUACGACUGAAGAUGCUACUACAAGUAGGCUAACCCCUUCUUCGACUUCGACAGGUGCGGCCGCCACCAACUUUCCAGAGGCUCUUGGGAUCAUGGUUGGAAGUCUUGUGGCUGGUAUGGCCAUGCUUUAGGUGCUUAUGUAGCGGCCCGCGAUUUUGAUCUGCAUGUCAGCAAUAAUUUAAAAUGAGUAUAUGUUAUUAAUGCUUCAGUAUCCAUAGAGACAAGACACUGCACAAGAAGAAAGAAUUCAUCCAUGGAUCGUUUCGACGUAAC